CUCCCCAUUGUUUUUCUACUUUUACUGUUUUCACUGCUUCUCUUGUCGCCAUGUCGCACCUCAAAAUUUCAAAAACCCAUUCCGCAACCAUCAAUCAGAGGGAAAAUCUCCCAAAAAUGUCUCGCACCGAUGACUUGGCUGGAUCCUUGAUCGUGGAAGCCGUGCCCAAGUUUUUCUCCACCAUUGAUCAAGUGGUUAAAAAACUCACCCGAAACGCCCCGGCACGCAUGGAAAACCGCGGCUAUGUGGCUGAAUUCAAGGAAAUGAAGACAGAAGUUCAAGAAAGCGGCCGAUGCGGCCAACCUCAGUUCGUCUGCUCCCGUCCCUUUGCCCGUCCCUGUGCCAGUUUUCUCUGUUCCUCUCUCUGCGCCCAGCUUCAUGGCUGUUUCCUCUGGUCACUUUUUCAUGCUCGCUCUUGGUGAGAACGAGUGGAGUGAUUCGAGCAAAUCUGAUAUUGUAUACACGCCCCUACGAGAGUAUCAGAAGUCAUUGCCACCCAUGCUGAUUGAGGUGCGGCAUGGACUGACAAUUCUUUCCUGGCCAGACUAAUGGAGUGCCCUUAGGCGUAUGCAUUUCAUAUACGGUCAAAUUCCUAUAUGUAAAAGCAUUACUAAUGAUAUUUUAGAAGUCAGAUCAUAUGGUAUUAACGUAUAUAUUUGUGCAUCACCAUAUAAUAGAUAUAAUAGAAGUUAGACCAUAUGGUAUUAACGUAUAUGUUUGUGCAUUACCAUAUAAUGGAUAUUACCAAGAAGAUGC
Molecule: messenger RNA, 756 nt
Organism: Radiomyces spectabilis
Lineage: Eukaryota; Fungi; Mucoromycota; Mucoromycetes; Mucorales; Radiomycetaceae
Exons: 2
Coding region: 51-422 (123 amino acids)
Source: RefSeq, a predicted model, not a curated record